CCGGGGCUUUACGCGCUUAUAAACCGCUGUCCAUCCUCGUGUGCGCCAUUAUCUCUUACAUCGACCCCAUAACAGUCGAAUUGUAAGACAUCUCUUCCAGGAGCUUCAGUGACUUUGGUCCGAUCUAAAGAAUCAGAAUGCGUGAGUGUAUCUCCAUCCACGUGGGCCAGGCCGGAGUGCAGAUCGGGAAUGCCUGCUGGGAGCUGUACUGUCUGGAGCAUGGGAUCCAGCCGGAUGGACAGAUGCCCAGUGACAAAACCAUAGGAGGGGGAGACGAUUCCUUCAACACCUUCUUCAGCGAGACUGGGGCUGGCAAACAUGUGCCUAGAGCAGUGUUUGUGGACCUAGAGCCCACUGUCAUUGACGAGGUGCGCACUGGCACAUACAGGCAGCUGUUCCACCCAGAGCAGCUGAUCACCGGGAAGGAGGAUGCUGCCAACAACUACGCUCGCGGUCACUACACCAUUGGCAAGGAGAUCAUCGACCUGGUGCUGGACAGGAUCCGUAAACUGGCUGACCAGUGCACAGGGCUGCAGGGUUUCCUGGUGUUCCACAGCUUUGGAGGGGGCACCGGCUCUGGCUUCACCUCUCUGCUUAUGGAGCGUCUCUCCGUCGAUUAUGGCAAGAAGUCCAAACUGGAGUUCUCCAUCUACCCCGCCCCUCAGGUCUCCACUGCUGUGGUGGAGCCCUACAACUCCAUCCUGACCACCCACACCACCCUGGAGCACUCCGACUGCGCCUUCAUGGUGGACAACGAAGCCAUCUAUGACAUCUGCCGCAGGAAUCUGGACAUCGAACGUCCUACUUACACUAAUCUGAAUAGGCUUAUUGGCCAAAUUGUGUCCUCCAUCACAGCCUCUCUGCGCUUCGAUGGAGCCCUCAACGUGGAUCUGACAGAGUUCCAGACCAACUUGGUGCCCUACCCUCGUAUCCACUUCCCUCUGGCCACCUAUGCCCCAGUCAUCUCUGCUGAGAAGGCCUACCAUGAGCAGCUCUCUGUGGCUGAGAUCACAAAUGCCUGCUUCGAACCAGCCAAUCAGAUGGUGAAAUGUGAUCCUCGUCAUGGUAAAUACAUGGCCUGCUGUCUUCUGUAUCGUGGUGAUGUUGUGCCCAAAGAUGUGAACGCCGCCAUCGCCACCAUCAAGACCAAGCGCACCAUCCAGUUUGUGGACUGGUGUCCUACUGGAUUCAAGGUGGGCAUCAACUAUCAGCCGCCCACUGUGGUCCCUGGAGGAGACCUGGCCAAGGUGCAGAGGGCCGUGUGCAUGCUGAGUAACACCACUGCUAUCGCAGAAGCCUGGGCACGUCUCGACCAUAAGUUUGACCUGAUGUACGCCAAGAGAGCCUUUGUGCACUGGUACGUGGGAGAGGGCAUGGAGGAGGGAGAGUUCUCUGAGGCCAGAGAGGACAUGGCUGCUCUGGAGAAGGAUUAUGAAGAAGUGGGGGUCGACUCCAUUGAGGGAGAAGGAGAGGAGGAGGGAGAGGAGUACUAAAGGGAUGAAGAAGUGCAAAAUGACAUUCUUUAAACAUUCCAAGCUUAAAUAUUACUUCAGUGACAUCAGAUUGGUGUUUUGAGGAAUCCACGCUUUAACUAUCACCAAUGUAAUAACUAACCGCACUGCAAAACUGUCAUUUUGUCACUAUUCUAAAUAAAGGUAUAUAACAUCA
Molecule: messenger RNA, 1668 nt
Organism: Boleophthalmus pectinirostris (great blue-spotted mudskipper)
Lineage: Eukaryota; Metazoa; Chordata; Actinopteri; Gobiiformes; Gobiidae
Gene: tuba1a
Product: tubulin, alpha 1a
Exons: 4
Coding region: 138-1493 (451 amino acids)
Biological process (GO): mitotic cell cycle; microtubule cytoskeleton organization
Cellular component (GO): cytoplasm; microtubule
Molecular function (GO): GTP binding; structural constituent of cytoskeleton
Source: RefSeq, a predicted model, not a curated record